CCUUACUAGACGAACCGCGCCCGUCCUGGGAACUUUACUUUCCCCUGCUUUUCUCUCCUAACCUGGGUUAGUUUGAUAAUUUCCCACGGCAGAUAUGAGUUCAGCCGUGUCAGAGGGAUGUUUUCUGUCCGCUUUGCAGCCCAACUCUUCCUGGACCGCUUAUGUUGUUCCUUCGGACGGCCCGUCUCCAGACCCGGUGGCUAAAGCCAGGAGGGUCCGGGAGCAGGUCCGUAUGCGGCUGGCUGAAAAAAGGUCCUCCUCCCUGCCUAGACUGAACGACUCUUUCAGAUCAACAGACUACUGCAGUCCUGAUGUAAGGAGUUUGAACCAUACCCACGGUUUCAGUUCCAGAUCCAUGAUACACACACCCAGCAAAGUCAUGGCUGUUCCCACAGUAAGCCUGUGCACUUCAGCUUCUUCUUGCUCUGCUGUGGAAAUGAGUUCUAAUGAAAGAAAAAAAGAUUCCAGUGCAAUCCAAUGCAGCAUCCAGAAUUACCAGUCACACAGCCGGAACAGACGCUCUAAAUCGCUGUGUCAGACAGAUCAGAGGGCACUUCCUCUUACUUUGUUGGUUCCUCCAGAGAAAGUCUACUUCCCGAUCACUGCAAAUUCUCCUGGCACCCUUCGGCGUUGCCUCAGUGGGACACUAAGCAAAGAAGAGCCUCCAAGUCAGUACAUCUACAAAGGCCCUUCACAUCGUACCAUCAGCCGUAUUACCAACCGACAGCAGCACUACCAUCAGCAAAGCUCUGCCACUGGCCAUGAGGGCUGGGUUGGGUCUGGCCGGGGGGUCACCAUGGCUGGUGAAGGCUGGGGGACACAGGGGCAGCAGGAUGUGUACAGGGACAACCAUGUCAUUGGAACAGGGCAGUACCAAGCCAACCUGAACCUACACAGGGCUGCUUCACUCCACAGUCUAAAGAGUGCUGGGAAAGUAUUGGAUAUUUCGGAUGGGGCAUCGGUUCACAGCAACGAUGCACUUGAAGAAAUGCAGGUUCUGGACAUGGCUACAGCUGUCAGAUAUCUCUCUGAGGAAGAUGCUGCUUUGCAAGUUCUUGGAGCUGCAUACAUACAACACCAAUGUUACCAUAGCAACAUUGCCAAAAACCAGGUCCAUGCUCUUCAUGGUGUUCCAGCUCUUGUUCAGCUAUUCUCUAGUGACAACCAAGAAGUGCAGCGUUUUGCCACUGGUGCCAUGCGAAACCUAAUCUUCGAGAACACUGACAACAAGUCAGCACUUGUCAAUGCAGGUGGCGUGAUGCGUCUUGUAAGCAUCCUGAAUAAACCUGAUGAGGAAUUACGAAAGACCAUUACAGGUGUACUGUGGAAUCUGUCCUCAAGAGAUAAUCUGAAGGAGAAGCUGUCCAAUGAGGCUUUAACAGAGCUUACAGAAAAAGUACUGAUUCCUUUGUGCAGCAGCAUGCCGUUAAGCACAUCUGAGAGAGAGAUAUUCAACAACACAACAGGCUGCCUCAGGAACUUAAGCUCUGUGAGUGAAAGAACAAGACGGACGAUGAGGGAUAUGCCAGGCCUGGUGGACUCGUUGGUGUCCUACAUCAAACAAGAGGAGACAGUCGAUGACAAGGGUUUGGAGAAUUCAUUAUGUGUGAUGAGGAAUCUGUCCUACCAGUUGUACAUGGAACUUCCCUCGUCUGUCCGAUUCCGCCUUGAAGGUCGCGAGGCGGCCUCCAGGGACAAUGAGGCCAUAGGCUGCUUUACUGUGUAUAGCAAAAAAAACACAAAGCUUAAUCAGAGUCCCUUCAUCAUGUCUGAAGUGUCUCAACAGCCUAAGGGGUCUGAGUGGCUGUGGCAUCCUAAGGUAGUGGUUCUUUACAAGUUUAUCCUGCUAAACAGCAACAGUAAUUCAGCCAUCCGUGAGGCUGCCAUAGGAGCCCUGCAAAAUGUCACUGCAGGAGAGACCCGGUGGUCAUCAGUGCUGAGCUGUGUGAUAAUGGACCAGGAGAGGAUGCUGCCCCUCCUGCUAGAUCUGUUGGACACCCACAGUGAAACUGAACUGAGGUCUCUGACUGGCCUGCUAAGAAAUCUGGCCAAACACUACUCUGACAAAGACAUAGCUAAGAACAUGGUCAACAUGCUUGUUUCCAAGCUGCCCAGUGAUGGAUUUCAAAAAGAGCCAUCCAGUGAGGUGGUGAUCAACAUCUGUGGAGCCCUCAAUCACCUCGUCACCUGCAGUUCAUUGGCAGCCCAUGAAAUCUCGUACUUCAAUGGCCUGCCAAAACUGGUGGGCAUCAAGACAUCACAUGAUACCAGCUAUGGGAGUCUAAAUGCUGCCAGGGCAGCCUCAACUGUCCUCUGCAACAUGUUCCAGUAUAACAAACUGCACAAAAACUACAAACUGAAAGGAUUUGGCAGACAAGACUUCAUAGAUGGAACAAUCUAAGAAAAAGAAUGUGACAUGAUCUGUACUUUUGACCUUUGGAUUAUGGUUAUUGGGAGAGUAAGGAUUUACAAAGGACUUAAUGAGCAGAUGAUGUACUUUCAGAAGGGGGGGGGCGGCGUUUAUGCUUUUUUAAAGAGACAGGGCAGUGGAUAGAGAGAGUGGGGAAUGACAUACGUUAAAACGGCCACAGGUUGGAUAUGAACUCCCUUCUUUCCACACUUAGUACAUGGGGCGUGCAAACUAAGGCCACUGGGGCCCCCUUAUCAUGUAUAACCUUGAUUAACAUUAAGGGAAGGGGAAUCGGUGAAACCAACAAAUUAUAGAUUUAAAACUUGUCCUCUGUUCCUAAUAUGUGGAUCUGUGCUUAAAGGAAGAAUGUGCAACAUUUUUUACACCUAAACAUCAAUUUAUGUGCGAGCUAUCUAAAGUGUGCUACCAUUAGCCUGCUAACACAACAAGCAGGCCACAGGCAAUUGCAGCUAAAGCCGAGGUCAACUUUGUACACAGCAAAAUCAGCAUACUUAAAUUAACACUAUCAGAGUUAAAGAUAAAGAUAACUUUUAUUGAUCCCCCAUGGGGGACAUUUUUUGUCACAACAGCUCAAGAAACAGGAAUAUAAUUUAACAAAAAUAACAAGAAGUUAAAAAUCAAACAUAUGUACAUCAGUUAAAUAAAGGGAGAAAAAAUACAAUAAUAGAAUAAUACAAGAAUUAAGGAAUUAAUAUUAACACUUUAAAGUGUCUAUAUGGGUCCACACCACAAAGUGUUAAUUUAACUCUUUUUGGAGAGUUUGUACCUUAACACUAACUAAGUGUUACUAUUGACUCUUUUUGGAGUUAAAAUUUAACACCAGGUAACACUAACCAGUGUCACUUUUGCUCAACACUGCAAUGUAGUGUUAGAAAUUCACUCUUUCAGAGUAUCUUUUUUAACUAUUAAAAGUGUUACCCCCAUAUUAACACUGUGAGGUGUAAACAUUGCUUUAAUGAAUUACUUAAAAAUACACUCACAAAAAGAUCAUGUUUGAUUAAAAAACAUUUAUUUUAAAACAUGUGCACCAAAUAAACCUUUAAAACACUUUAUAAAACAUACAGCAAUAUGAAACAAUGUAUGCUCUCUCAUUUUUAUUACAAUAUUACUUCUCAGUCUGGAAAUGAGGCCUGGAAGCUCAUGUGAGCCAUCAUAGGUGUUGAGUUGGACUGUCUUCAGUCUCCAUGCAAGACAACCUGUAUUGCACGAUCUCUUCCUGCUCAUGCAUGCACACACAUACACACACACAAAGACACAGUAAAAAACAUUUAGUUAAUAAUCUUAUAGCACAACUGCAUAAAGAUAGCGUAGCAACAUGCUGUCGGACAAGUCUUGAACGAUCCAGGCAGCGUAUAAACCGUUCACUUACAUCUUUCUGCUGUUUAAAAAAAAUAAUGCUAGUUUACUAACAGGAGAUAUCAUACCAACACUCACACAGCAAAUUUAGCAUACUUAGCUUAAUAAACAGUUCAUUGGGACACCAUCUCUGAAACAUUUAUCAUAGCUAUGGUCCUUGCCAUCAAAUUUAAGAUGAAGCAAGAUGAAAUCAUUGAGUAAGUAAGCUACUUAGGAGGAGAAUAAGAUGGCUAGUUAGAUAUUGCAGCAUAAAAUAAGCUAACAGAGUUACAGUGGCUAAUAUUUCAAAAAGACCAUACACAAGAAGAGUAGUAUCAAUAUCUAUAUGAAAACAUGACGUUUACUGAGAAUACUUUAUUUUCUUACCGGCCAACGUCAGGCUAAAUCCACAAGUCAACACAGUCUGCAGUCUUCAUGACUUCUGUCGGUGUGUGUUCCAUUAAGGGGGUGGGGAGGGAUAAAUAACACUUGAAGAGUCACAUCCAGGUUCAGAGUUCAGACUGAAAAGUAAAAGGGUUAAAGAUGUUGCAGUGACACUUACAGAUUUGAUGACUUGACACUUCGUUUUUACACUCGAUUUUUACUCUAACAGGGAUUUGACUGCAUCCAGAGUAGAAUUAACUCUGCACUUGCUGAAAUUUCACCAACACCAAAAAUUUAACUCUUUUCGUUUUGCUGUGUAUGCUGCUUGCGCAUAAUGGUGCUUAAUUAUUGUUCGUUCCAAUUGAUAACUCCUUCAUGCGAAUAAGCAGCAGUUUGUUUUGGUUUCAUGCUGGUGCUCAAGGGCGACAUCUACUGGAUCAAAAAUCGCAGAUUCUUCCUUUUACAUUACUUAGAUUUGGUAGAGAGGCACUGGUAACAUAACCCUUGCAUAUUAGGAAUUUACUAUAGAAGAUGUACUUAAUGGAAGAAUAUGUGAUUUUUCACACUUAAAUAUAAUAUAAAUCAAGUAUCUCCUCUGAAAAUAACUCUGUGAGUCAUGACUGUCUACAAUGGGUGUAACACCCGAGUCCCACUGUCUGUGAUGUUUUCAGAGUUUUCAGAGUUCUAUCUUCACUUUGUUUACAUCGCCAGGACGGCCGGCUGACUCCUCCCCUCACGUAUAAAAGUUGUUUAAUUGAGGGACUAGAGAAAAGAAGAAUAACAUACUGUACUCACUGAUUAACUGUGUUUCUAGAUCACGCUCAUUUCAGGUAAAUUUACAUGCAGUGUGAAGAUACGAGCAUAAUAAAGAUCGCUAGCAUUAGCAUGCUAACACAACAAUGCAGCGCAGGUUGUUUUGGUUUCAUGCUGGUGCUCAGGGGCUCAAAAAAUCACAUAUUCUUCCUUUAAUUUCACAUCUAUCUUUCCUGAGUUGAUUAUAUGUUUCAAGACAAAUACUAAAUACAAUAAAUAUUAAAUCCUGCAAUGUUUGAAGCAAGAGACAUGUGAGCAUGGAAAUAUCUAGGAUUUAGACCUGCAUACUCGUUAUCAGUCAGGUUGAUGUACUCAAAGCUAUUAUAGCUCUAACAAAAGGCCAACAGUAUUAUGAAGUCUUCUGUGUUUAGUCUUAAUCAUAAAAGGGCAUUUCUACCUAUUGAAACUGAAACACUUGUUUCUGUUUUGAAUUAAGUUUUAUAUUUUUUUAACCCUUUUUGUGUGAAGUUAAAAAGAAACAGAACUAUAAUAAACUGUUCACAGAGGCGCUGCUUGUCAACAGGCAGGCAACUGCUUGGUGCCCCAGGCCACUUAGGGGCCCCCGAGGGCUGACAAAUUUUAAACAACAGCAGUAACUCAAAAUGUGCAAAUUUAGCUAUGACAGUAGGAAACCCCCUAAAUGGGGCCCCAUCUGACAGCACUCACUCUCAUUGCCCUGCUUAGCAUAUCAUGUAUUACUCCUGUGAAAACCUAGUUUGUCAAUGAGAAUCACUUAAAGAGGUCAUAUUAUGCCCUUUUUGGGGUUCGUAUAUUUAAUCUAUGUAUCUACUAAAGUAUGUUCACAAUAGAUAAAGUUCUAAAAAAGUGUCUGUUUUCAUGAACUGCCACUCCAUGCACCGGCUCGCUUCUGACUCUCUCUCUAAGGCUCUGAAGUGCCCAUGUGUGCCAAGUCUGAUCUGAUUGGUCAGCCUGUCGGCUCUGCCGUAAUUGGUCAGUCACUCAGCACGGUUCUCGGAAAUGUCACGCCCCUUUUACCAUAUUGGGAAUGCAGCCACUUUAGCUCUGAAGGGAGCAAAAACAUUAGCACCUUAGCACUACUGUGCUACCGCAUAUCGUGGGCGUGCUACAGAAGUUAACGGGCGUGCAACAUGAACUGCAGGGCUUGCCACAACGAGCCAAUGGGCUUAGAUCAGUGAUAUCACACUGACAAUGACGUCACACUGGCAAAAACAUUCAGAGGGGGGCUAGAACCGAGCGUUACAUGCAGCUAAUGCUACAGCUAACAGGAGGACGUUUCCGCAGACUUUGAAUUUUUGCACAUAGAUGUGCCUAAACAUGCACAGGACACUGUGUGGAAAACACACUAAAGGGCAUAGAAAACCAGAAAAAGCAUAAUAUGACCCCUUUAAAGGAAAAUGAAGACAAGUCAUUGAGAAAAAAGAAAAAAGAGAAAAAAUAAAGAGGAAGAGUGUCACAACACUGCUGGAUAUAAUAGUGAUUGGAGGGGCCCCCAAUUAUGUUUUGCCUAUGGCCCAAACAGACUCUAGAUUCGCCACUGACUGUUCAUCAUAGUCACAGUAUAUGUUGUCUGUUGUGAAAAUGUGGAUUGUGCCUCAUUGUGACACUAACCAGUCUUUAUUUUGGUGAUGGUCUUAUUCUUUUUUUAAAAAUCCAAAUUCAUUAUCAUAUUCCUGACUCAGGGGUUUUCCCUUCAGUCUCAGCCAUGUUUUGUGUAUAGUAAUAAGAUGGCAAUGCUGUUAAAAGUCCAGAAGAAGUCAGCAAACACACGCACAUCUCAUAAUACAGUCAAAUUCCCAAAUGUGUUUUUCUUGUCACUCAUAAAGGUUUAAAUGUACUUAUGUCUACAAAAUUUAUGAAAUUCACUGUUUGAUCAGUCAGGUUGAUGUACCAAAGCUACGAUAGCUCAAUUAUAGCUCUAUAAAAGGCCAACAGUAUUAUGAAGUCUUCUGUCUUUAGUCUUAAUCAUAAAAGGGCAUUUCUAACUAUUGAAACUGAAACACUUGUUUCUGUUUUAAAUUAAGUUUUAUAUUUUUUUUAACCCUUUUUGUGUGAAGUUAAAAAAAAAAAAACUAUAAUAAACUGUUCAUCAUUGUCACAGUA
Labrus mixtus (cuckoo wrasse) is the source of this 7045-nucleotide messenger RNA. Its product is annotated as plakophilin-3-like. Gene Ontology annotation, cellular component: adherens junction; cytoplasm; plasma membrane. Bases 95 to 2401 code for a protein of 768 amino acids. Lineage: Eukaryota; Metazoa; Chordata; Actinopteri; Labriformes; Labridae. Gene Ontology annotation, biological process: cell-cell adhesion; cell-cell junction assembly. The record is from RefSeq and is a predicted model, not a curated record. Gene Ontology annotation, molecular function: cadherin binding. The transcript is spliced from 13 exons.